Messenger RNA from Rana temporaria (common frog), 1982 nucleotides. RefSeq names its product angel homolog 1 (gene ANGEL1). The coding region runs from base 200 to 1759 and encodes 519 amino acids. Gene Ontology annotation, molecular function: 3'-5'-RNA exonuclease activity. The record is from RefSeq and is a predicted model, not a curated record. The transcript is spliced from 10 exons. Lineage: Eukaryota; Metazoa; Chordata; Amphibia; Anura; Ranidae.
ACUGCCUAUGUUUACCUGGAGCACAUUUGCCUUUAGGCACGUGCAGCUUCAUUCUGCACAGACCGAUAUAGGCACUCAGCAGGGAGAUGAGGGGGAGGAGCUCUGUUGGGACCCCCCCAGCUGCUGCCACCUGCAGUUCCACGUCAGGAUUAGGCCUCAGUGGAAGACAUGGCAGGACAGAUGAUGGCGCUCUGCUAACAUGGAGAGUGUAGAGAGAACCACAGAGACCCCAAUACUGAGGGAGGAGAAGACACCCCAAGUGGGGGGAUCCUGGGAAGAAGACUCGGCUGUGGUGGACUGGAAACUACGCCAAGACAAGAAAGAUAAAGAUGGGGAGCAGGAAAAGAAAUGGCAGAUGGGGGACAUAGAGCAGACCCUUCCACAGCCCAUCGUCUACCACGAGGUCCUGUGGAGGGAUUGGCAGGAUUUGUACAAUCCGGAUUUGGUUGAACUGGGUGAGAAGCAGUUUGAUUUCACCGUCCUGUCCUACAAUAUUCUUUCUCAGGACCUGAUCGAGCAGAACCCCCACCUGUACCAGCACUGCCCUCCCUCCAUCCUGCACUGGGACUACCGCUGGCCCAACUUGCUCCAGGAGCUGCAGCACUGGGAGGCCGAUAUUCUGUGUCUCCAGGAGGUUCAGGAAAAUCACUACAAAGAUCAGAUCCAGCCCAGCCUUAGUGCUUUGGGGUAUAGCUGUCACUACAAGCGGCGGACGGGUCGGAAAACCGAUGGUUGCGCUACUUUCUUCAAGACUCAGCGCUUCACUCUGCUCCUGGAAAGUCAUGUGGAGUAUUUCCGGCCGGCUGUUGGUGUCCUGAAUCGUGACAAUGUGGGACUGGUGCUGUUGCUGCGGCCAGUGCUGUCUGAGGAGGCACCAGAUGGGCUCAACCCCCCCAGCCUGUGCGUCGCUAACACACACCUUCUCUACAACCCCCGCCGAGGGGACAUUAAGCUGGCACAGUUGGCACUUCUCCUGGCAGAGGUGGAUAAGUUAUCCCAUACCCCUGAAGGUCAGCGAUGCCCGAUCAUCCUGUGUGGAGAUUUAAACGCAACACCCAGUUCUCCCCUUUACCAGCUGCUGCACAAUGGCUUCCUGAACUGUCGCAGCAUACCAGCAUGGAAGGUGUCUGGCCAGGAUCAAUACUGGGAAGUUCCACAGUCCCGGGUUCUGCCUUUUCCUCUGUUGCCGGACAUUCUGGGGGUCAAUGACCGAUGCCGGUACGUGGCGGCGAGGCCACCAAUGGUCGAAGAUAGAAAGACGUACACCCGCCAGAGCAUCUUGGAGUUUCGGUAUUGCGAGUAUGCCCUUCAGCGCCCCCAAAACCUUGUGCUGAUCAAGGGGGUGACGGACAAUAGUCCAGAUUCACAGGCAGCUGCGGCUCAGGCAGGGAUCUUCCCAGACCCACCGGAUUCACUGCUCAGGACACCCCAUUUAUUGCAGCAUCAGCUCCAGCUGACCUCAGCUUACACCCACUUCCUGCCCACUAAAGACCGUCACGAGGUCACAACGUUCCCGCUAGGAAUCGGCAGCACGGUGGAUUACAUCUUCUAUUCUGCGGAGCCGGUUCCGAUAUGCAGCACCAACCAGGGUCUGCGUUUCUUCCAGGACGGCCAGCUGAAGCUGUUGGGGCGUCUGUGUCUGCUGUCAGAGGAUGAUCUGUGGGCAGGGCAAGGACUCCCUAACCCCUUCUGCUGCUCUGACCAUCUCUGCCUUCUGGCCCGCUUCAGCCUGGACUUCUCAACCCCAGAACCGGAGUAAGAAGCUCCUCCCCAAGUUGGGACAUUUCCUCUGUCUCUUUUUAAUUUUCAGCCCCCACCCCCCCCCCAGUAAGGUCCAGGGCUUCCACGUGGCGUUAUUUUCUGUUCCACACGUGCUGCUCCCUUACAGUGUUCAUGUAUGUAAAAUCUGUACAUAUGAAGAUGUUUUAGAUGAGAGCAGAAGUUUGCAACGUGUGAAUAGUUGUAAUAAAUUGUACAAUACA